This is a messenger RNA of Bolinopsis microptera, 2109 nucleotides long. RefSeq lists its product as uncharacterized. The record is from RefSeq and is a predicted model, not a curated record. Bases 114 to 1028 code for a protein of 304 amino acids. The transcript has 2 exons. Lineage: Eukaryota; Metazoa; Ctenophora; Tentaculata; Lobata; Bolinopsidae.
CUGAACAACAAAUAUAAUACUGACAAUGGAAAUUAAUGCUCACAGGUGCACAUAUUUCAAUUUCUAGUUAAUUUACGUUCUUAAACAGUCUGCCUUUCUUUUAACAAACGAAAAUGGUUUUGGAAACUAUUCUGGAAGACUCCGAGCUAGGUUUUAAUGGCUCCGUGUCCGAAAUUAAACCUAAAACACCAGCUGAAUCAACCGCCAGAUCAUAUCUACCCCGCAUGAGAGCCGCAGUGACUUUGGAAUUAGGACUAGCAAUGACGGAGGCGAUAAUAAGUGGGAACCAGCUUCACAACGAUAUUCUUGACGGCAAUGAAGAGAAACUGAAAAAUGUUUACAGCCAAUCUCUGCCAACUAUUCACAAAGCUCACAUUUUUGACGGUAUAGAUGUUAGUUUCAUCGAAAGAGACAUACUCAAGAAAAGCGCACGCUGUAGAAAGAGUCCAUUCUCGGACUCCAGUGGUCGGACGAGGGGACAGAAUCGAGCAUCUCGAUCCCUCGCUGCUUCGCCUUUUGGACUUGGAGACAGAAUUCCCAAGACUGAAGAAAUCGACAUGCAGAAAAAAUUCAGAGAAUUUGAGAAGGACCAACAUUUCCAAGUAUCACUGACCCAACUCAAAAGACACCCCCCUCCACUGAAACUGAGAUCAAGAGAGAACCCCACCUCCUACAACGACUUCCUUACCCUAGAAACCGAGCCAGCAAGACCCCAGGUCCGAUCUCCACUUCCUGAGAUUACCGUCAGUUCAGUCAAAAUGACAUCAGAACUGGACCAAACAGAAACCUAUCUGGAUCUAUCAAAAGUUCGAGAGCACGUGGACCGAAUUAAGGAGCUGUUGGGGAGAAAGGAUUUGGAGAAAGGGAGGACAAGUGAGAAGAGGGGUCCGCUGAGCGCGAGGAGGGGUCUAGUAAGUGGGGGGAGGAGGAGCGUAGUGAGCAGGCGAGUUAACACGGUGGGACCGGAGGUGCUCGGUAGUUGGGAUAGGGCCGGAUCUGCUCUCUCUACACGACCUGGCAUUAAUUGAACCUGAACUUAUUCCAACUCAUUGGAGGACUUCUAGAUCAUUGAGUUUGGGGUCUGAGGAACUAGCCGGCAGGAAUGAACUUUGGUUCUUAAUCUUAAGAAGCAUUUCCAUUUUUACAGUUGAUCUUGAAAUGCCGUGAAGAAAAGCCAGAUUUGAUGAAGAUUGAACCAAUGUCUGUAGAUGGGGGAGUGGCGUUUAAUAGACAUUGUCUGUUAGGUCAGUUAUUAACAGUGAUCAUAAUGUGGUGUCCCAUAUCCUCAAACUGUAUCUAUGAUCAAAUUUAUGUAAUCAGAGCUAAAAAUGCAUGUGCAGUAAUAGUCAACCCAAGAUUUAUACCAGAUUCUCAUAUCUCACGGACCACAAGCACUGAUAUUUAGACUAACAAUCAGUCAAUUGCCUCACAUCAGACAACGACACUGUCUGUUUUAGAUUAUAUUGCUAUUAUUAAGUCCGGAGACAAUAACUGUCCGUCGAUAUUUGUGGUACUGCGGUUUUUACCGUUUAUCAUUGAGAUGGAGCGAAUUAUUUAAAGUGCAUGAUACUGAUGCACUUUUGGUAUACAAUGUGAUGUUAUACUUAAACAAGAUCAUGUAUUGUUGUAAAAAUCAAGAAAGUUUGAAUGAGAUGUGCAACUUACAUUGUUCAAAGCUCUUGAAGAAUGACCCCAAAUCAUCGUGAACAAUCCGUUAGCUCAUUUGACGCUAUCUUUGUGGUGUGGGGCAUUUUCGUGGUGGUAAUUCGUCCGCAUGAUUCUAGAAACUAGAAUUAAGUUAAAAAUGAUUACAUUCAGAAAAUUAUCUUGUGGUUGCCUCAUCAAUCAAAUUUAAAACUUUGCCACUCCGUGAACGAAUUGGAUACAAUGAAGAAUAACAUUGGUGCAGUCUUCGACACGUGAGAUUUCUUUAAGAUUAUAAUUCCCGUUUUUGUACCAGAUGUGCAUGUCAGUUUCAGUGUUGAAGCAGUAAAAGGAGUAUUUUGAAACAAAGAAUUUGUCAGUUAUUUGUUGAUAUAAACAAACUCAAGUGAUAAAAAUAAAUAUUCCACGAAGGACAUCCUAAAUUGCUUAAUCUUUAUUGCUUGA